UGGCUAUAUAUUGACUUACAUUUGGCAGGUUCAGCAUGGACCUGACGAAUUCUGAUCAGUAUAUAUACUUAAUACCAGGGGCGGACUGACAACUCAUGGGGCCCCCGGGCAAUAGGGGAUCAUGGGGCCCCUGUGUCUUUGCCCAAACUCAAAAAAGUCUAUGAAAAAAGGUACUAGGGGCAUCUCAUGGGGCCCGCUACUGACCCCGGGCCCUCGGGCAGUGCCCAAGUUUCCAAAUGGUCAGUCCACCCCUGCUUAAUACAUAAUAACAAACCUAAAACUGGACAGAGAACUGAAAAAAUAACUGUACUUCUCUUUUUGAUGUUUCAAGAUUAUUUG
Messenger RNA from Staurois parvus, 339 nucleotides. Lineage: Eukaryota; Metazoa; Chordata; Amphibia; Anura; Ranidae. The record is from the annotation of a GenBank genome assembly.